CCUCAGAAACACAGAAACAUAUGAAAAAGGAAUCAACUUUCGACAGAAGAAACUCUAUUCCAGAACUUCAGUUCAUCCACACAAAAUAAAAAAAAAAAAAAACAAAAAAUGAAACAAAAUCACCAAAGUUUUCCUCCUCUCCUUCUGUCGCUGGUGAAAUCUCCGAUAUACAUAGGUCUGAUUGCGUUUAUAUACUCUCACAGUCACAGAGAAACCAGUAGGAACAAAAGAGAAGAGAAAGAAACCCUUCAUAGGACAUAGUCAUAUACUGCCAUGGCUAUUGCUGCUCCUGCUUCUUCGCCUUCCAUUCGCAUAAGCCAUCGAAGUUCUUUAUUCCUGAAUUGCCCUUCUGUUUCUUGGAAAUCCCAGUAUCGUCCUCACUCUGUCGUUCUUCCUAGUAGAAUCAGAGCAAGCUCCACUCUUGCUGUUGAACCGGAGUUAAGUACUCAAGCUCAAACAAGUACAGAUGUUGAAUUGUUUGCAUGCCCAGUUUGUUAUGAACCGCUAAUAAGAAAAGGUCCUUCGGGUUUUAAUUUACCAGCAAUCUAUAGAUCUGGAUUCAAAUGCAAGAAGUGUAACAAGACAUAUUCGAGUAAAAAUAUCUAUGUCGAUCUGACUGUUACUGCUGGAACAAAGGCGUACAAUGAAUUUAAACCCGCUAGAACUGAGCUAUUCAGGAGUCCACUUGUUUCCUUCUUGUAUGAGAGAGGCUGGCGUCAAAAUUUUAACCGAAGCGGUUUUCCAGGUCCCGAUGAAGAGUUACAAAUGGCUCAGGAAUACUUUAAAGCAGUUCAAGGCGGUAUUCUUGUAGAUGUAAGCUGUGGCAGUGGAUUGUUCUCCCGGAAAUUUGCAAAGUCGGGCGACUAUUCAAGAGUCAUUGCACUGGAUUUUUCUGAAAAUAUGCUGCGCCAGUGUUACGACUUCAUCAAGAACGAUGAAAGUGUUCUAAACUCGAAUCUUGCGCUUGUGAGGGCAGAUGUUUCCCGAUUACCCUUCUCAUCUGGAUCAGUUGAUGCUGUUCAUGCUGGUGCAGCGUUGCAUUGUUGGCCAUCACCAUCAAAUGCAAUUGCUGAAAUCAACCGUAUCUUGCGUAGUGGGGGUGUAUUUGUGGGAACUACUUUUCUUCGAUUCCGUCAAUCUACUCCUGCAAUAUUAAGGCCAUUAAGAGAGUUGGAUACUUGAAGAAACCUAAGUGUAUUCCUGCAAGGUUUAUGCCAAUGUCAAUUUUAAGAACUUUUCUGUCCCAACUGGGCAUUUUCUGUUAGGCGAUGAUCAUUUGACUGUUAGGGUCGGUCGCACUUUGUUUUCUGAGUGUACUAUAUGCACGGUGUCCUCUCUCGACUCACAUGGCCUUUUAGUUUUGUCGGACCUGUUGUAGAAUCUGUUGUUUUGCAAUAUAUCUGAUGUGUAUCAUGUUCGAUCAACAAUUACUUGGUGUAUAAUACAAGUUGAAUUUGGAAGCAGAGGGCAUUGCAAGGCUACAGCUACCUUACUGAGGAGGAGAUUGAAGACUUGUGCACAUCUUGUGGCCUUGUCAAUUAUUCCCAGAAAGUCCAAGAAUCCUUCAUCAUGU
This is a messenger RNA of Ipomoea nil (Japanese morning glory), 1573 nucleotides long. RefSeq lists its product as uncharacterized. NCBI's taxonomy places the organism in Eukaryota, Viridiplantae, Streptophyta, Magnoliopsida, Solanales, Convolvulaceae. Gene Ontology annotation, molecular function: S-adenosylmethionine-dependent methyltransferase activity. The record is from RefSeq and is a predicted model, not a curated record. Bases 274 to 1182 code for a protein of 302 amino acids. The transcript has 8 exons.